AACGUUUUUUCUUUACCGUUUGCUUUCCCUUGCCCACCUAUGCUAUCAAGCUAGACUGAUUUGAAACUAUCUGCUGUAAUGCUUCUACACAAUAAGGGUAACACUAACUUCAGUUGAUGAAGACAAAUGCUUCAUCAGAGAUGGAUAAUGCCUCUGCUAAACAAUCUUUAUCUGGGAAUGCUAUCAAAAUAUGGUACACAAGAUCAACUAAACUUGCUGUGGCAGUUGCCAUCAUUAAAGCCAGACCAUCAGGGAAAAGUGGUAGACAGUAUGCGGAGCAAUUGGCUUGCAGGUUCAACCAUCUUGAGCAGUCCUGGAAGAUGAAAGCUGAGGGCCUACAGGAGGAGGUGCUGCAACUUCGUCAGGAACUUCUCCUUUCCAAGAUGCUGUUGAAACCCAACAGGAACAGCAAAAAUGGUGGUGGUUUAGUGGAAAUACUCUCGCAGGAUCUCGUCCCAUCCUUGGGACCCUUGUCGAGUGAGCAAAUGAACUCGGUGCCUGAUUCAGGCUGUGGAACAGAGAAUAGCACAGAGUCCCUCCAGCAAUCCCUAUGUGUGGAGAAGGGCCAGACGGAGACCUCCGCACCUAUCCCCUCCCACCCCAGGCAGCCCCACUUCCCACAGGCGAGCUCCGACCGGCGGGAGAACGCCCUGCUCUCCCACAUGCAGUUUCUGCAGAACUUCUGCAGCUUGCGUAAGCUGGGUGCCCGUGGGCUCUCCCUGGAUGGCUACGGCGCUGUGGUCUGGGACUCGGUGUGCCAGCUGCUCGGCUCCCUGGUGCCUGCCGCCUCCAGGGACGUUCAGUGCCACCUCCAGCAGGCUUUGCUUCCCCAGGCGUCACAGGUGGUGGCGCAGGUCGUGGAUGAGUGGCGGGCCCACUGUAAACCCCCGGGGCUAUUCCUCACCCAGGCAGAGGACUGCCUGAAGAAGCUCACUGGCCACCUGUUGAAUAAUACUCAACUCAAUCGGUUCCCAUCGCAGGAGUGUCUGUCCGACUGCCUGAUCCGGUUGGGUGGCAGUGCCACGCUCAGACCCACCCUCCUGUGCCUCCUUUUCUCCCACAUCAACCACCUGGCCAACCACCUGUGGCACACCUGCCAGGAAACGGCGAGUGGGAGGGCGGCGCGGCUGGAGGUGGGACGCUACGAGAACUCCUUCUACCUCCUCUGGGUCCUGGAGCAGGUCCUGAGGGAUGCAGGCGCCCCGGAUCUCAGGGAGGCCCAGGCCCAGCUGGAGAGGCAAGUGCUGCGUCUGGCUGACGAGUACCCACUCUUCAGCCUCUACCUGUGGAGAAUCGGAGCCCUGCUCAAGCCGGAGGUCUCCACAUGAAAGACGUCAAAGCCUGCCGUGGACUGAUGCCAGGUACCACCUACGUUCCAUUACUCUUCAGACCAAAGGACUGAUCAACAGACUGAUGCAUGUUUGCUGAUAUGGCCAGAUUAUCAAGCAAGGGUGCCAGUUGACAUAUCAGAUUAUAGAGUUUGAUGCAGUUUGUUUGGGAGGCCCAGUCUUCCCUACAAUUGUGUGUUGACAGACUGUGCUUUUACAGUGGAGAUAACUCGGUCAGCUAGUGUGGAGCACUUUGGUAAACAGUCCUAAGUGUCUUUGUAAGAGAAUACAUUUGCAGCAAUUGUCAUACAGAACAUGCAUGCAUGCUCCUUGAUCAAUUGUUUGUUUGUUUGUUUUUUCAUUUUGUCAAACCAGUAAUCAGACAACCAGCCAGGUUGAACUAGAUAUUUGUAUUUUAAAUAGAUUGCAUUUCUUUUGGAAUAAAUGCUUCCUUUUUA
Messenger RNA from Alosa alosa (allis shad), 1786 nucleotides. It is a transcript of the gene mei4, whose product is annotated as meiosis-specific, MEI4 homolog (S. cerevisiae). The transcript has 5 exons. The record is from RefSeq and is a predicted model, not a curated record. Bases 117 to 1328 code for a protein of 403 amino acids. Gene Ontology annotation, cellular component: lateral element. NCBI's taxonomy places the organism in Eukaryota, Metazoa, Chordata, Actinopteri, Clupeiformes, Clupeidae. Gene Ontology annotation, biological process: homologous chromosome pairing at meiosis; meiotic DNA double-strand break formation; DNA recombination.